UGCAUGUAUCAUUGUGGAACUUUUGUCAUCCCCUCCCCACAACCCCCCGUGGUGUUUCCGAUCGGAACUUAGCAUUGGGAACACAAAAUGGCGGCCUCCAUGUUACGAGUAGGACGACUGGGUUCUCUCAAGUGUCUCCAAUUGGAGAGCUGGGGAAUCUUGAGGAGUCGCCCAGCUGCUUUUUUCUGCACUCAGGUUGAAGAACCGCCAAAACCAGCAAAAAAGGCAAAGGCUGCAGGCAAGAAGAGUGCUGAGCAACUGGUGGACUGUGCUCCUGUCGUAGCUGAAGCUGCUGAAGAGGAGCUGCAGGUGGAGGCCCCUGCUGAACAGUCUGAGGAGGCUACAACAACGGUACACGUAGAGCCUGAGGAGCAUUUUGACAACAGUACGUACAAAAACUACCAGCACCACAGCUAUACCCCCUACACAUUUGCCGACCUGGAUGUAGAGAUGGCCAAGUUUCGUCUCCCUCAGCCGUCCUCUGGCAGACCCUCACCCAGACACUAGAAGAGCUGUCCUGGCUGAAACAAAUUGCUUGAAGAUGAUUGUGGUGUUUCACUUUAUGUAUGAUCAUCCCCAGAUCUUCAUUAAAUUCUGUUGUUAAAAUAUCAUAUUAAUAAAGUACCAAAUGAAUAAUGAA
Molecule: messenger RNA, 640 nt
Organism: Acanthochromis polyacanthus (spiny chromis)
Lineage: Eukaryota; Metazoa; Chordata; Actinopteri; Pomacentridae
Gene: ndufv3
Product: NADH:ubiquinone oxidoreductase subunit V3
Exons: 4
Coding region: 88-507 (139 amino acids)
Biological process (GO): mitochondrial ATP synthesis coupled electron transport
Cellular component (GO): mitochondrion
Source: RefSeq, a predicted model, not a curated record